Molecule: messenger RNA, 1113 nt
Organism: Chinchilla lanigera (long-tailed chinchilla)
Lineage: Eukaryota; Metazoa; Chordata; Mammalia; Rodentia; Chinchillidae
Product: polycystic kidney disease protein 1-like 2
Exons: 5
Coding region: 366-947 (193 amino acids)
Biological process (GO): detection of mechanical stimulus
Cellular component (GO): membrane
Molecular function (GO): calcium channel activity
Source: RefSeq, a predicted model, not a curated record
UCCUGCUGUCCACCCUGUUCCCCCUGGGGGAGCUGCGGAGUCUCCGGCUGUGGCACGACAACUCGGGGGACCGGCCGUCCUGGUACGUGAGCCGGGUGCUGGUCCACGACCUGGCGACUGGCCAGAAGUGGUAUUUCCUCUGCAACUCAUGGCUGUCCAUCGAUGUGGGAGACUGUGUCCUGGACAAGGUGUUUCCGGUGGCCACGGAGCAGGACAGGAAGCAGUUCAGCCACCUGUUCUUCCUGAAGACGUCCACAGGCUUCCAGGAAGGCCACCUCUGGUACUCCAUCUUCAGCAGCUCUGCCCGGAGCCGCUUCACGCGGGUGCAGAGGGUGUCCUGCUGCUUCUCCCUGCUUCUCUGCACCAUGCUGACCAGCAUCAUGUUCUGGGGGGUCCCCAAGGACCCGGCUGAGCAGAAGAUGGACUUGGGGGACAUCGAGUUCACGUGGCAGGAAGUGGUGAUCGGGCUGGAGAGCUCCCUGCUCAUGUUCCCCAUCAAUUUCCUGAUCGUCCAGAUCUUCCGCCACGCCCGGCCUCGGGGCGCGAAGGAGCAGGAGGCUGGGACCCCCACCCUAGCCCCGUCACCACAGCCCCUGGACGAUGGCCUUGUGACGCCUGAAGCGGUGACCAAGGACACGCGGCGACUCAUCAGCUGUCUGUGCAGAGCCCUGAAGCUGCCCUCGCCGGCCUCGGGCUGGGACUCUCUGAGCUCGGUGGACAUCAACACACUGCUGGCCUUGGCGGAAGACAUCCUCUGCCCUCAGAACCCAGCCGGGCAGGGACGCCGGGAGGAAGCCAAGGGGAGAGAGGACGCCUUUGCCGUGGCCCCCGGGUCUGCGCCAGUGACAGGUACACACUGGCCACCCCUGUGCCAACGGAAGCAGCUUCCGGGGCCAGGUGGCGACUCGGGGCCGUGUCUGUGGCCUGGUGGGUCGGGCUCCGGCUGAGCCUCCCAGUCUGCACCACGCCACCCGCCGUCCCAUGAUGCCACGCUGCACACGAGCUACUCUAGACUCCGCUUUCCCCUUUCUCUGCCUCAGCCUUUACUCCCCUGGGGCGUGGGCCUCUGUCAGUGCCUUCUGUCCCCGUGCCUCUCCUCACACUCACCUGCAC